AUGCCCGCUCCACAGCUUGGCGGUAGGGGACGUCGGCACGAGGAUCCGGCCGCUGGUCUCCGUAGCCCUCUCUUGGAGGAGUUCCGGAAUGCCAAGGACCGCAAGUGGACGCUCAAGGACAUCUACGGACAUGUUGUCGAGUUUAGCAUGGACCAGCACGGCUCACGAUUCAUCCAGCAGAAGAUCGAGACUGCGGAUGAGGAGGAGAAGCAGAUUAUCUUCGACGAGAUCAUGCCCCAUCACGCUCUCAAACUUAUUCAGGACGUCUUCGGCAAUUAUGUUGUCCAGAAGUUUUUCGAGCACGGAAAUGAGCUCCAAACGAGCUUGCUCGCAAAAACCAUGGAAGGUCAUAUCCUGCCACUUUCAUUGCAGAUGUACGGCUGUCGCGUUGUCCAGAAGGCCAUCGAGCAUAUGCCCGCCGAGCAGCAAAGCGCGUUCGUCGAUGAACUGGCUGGUGACGUCCUGCGUUGCGUGAAGGACGCGAAUGGCAACCAUGUUAUUCAACGACUCAUCGAGAGUGUACCACCGGAACGCUUGACGUUCAUAGCGGCCUUCCAAGGGCAUGUCUGCGACUUGGCCACUCAUCCGUACGGCUGCCGUGUUUUGCAACGCUGCUUCGAGAACUUGCCCGAGCAUCAGACGCGUGUGCUCCUCAGCGAGGUCCAGGAACACGCUCUGCAGCUCAUGCAGGAUCAGUUCGGCAAUUAUGUCAUCCAAUUUGUUCUUGAGCACGGCCAGCCCCAGGACCGGGCGAGCAUCGUGUCCAAACUCCAUGGCCAGAUGCUGCACAUGUCCCGGCACAAGUUUGCGUCGAAUGUGGUUGAGAAGGCCCUCGUCAUGGCCGAGCCUAGCAGCCGGCGGGCGCUCAUCGAGGAGGUCAUGGCUCCUCGGCCAGACGGGCCGAAUCCGUUUGUGUCUAUGAUGAAGGACCAGUUUGCCAACUACGUCUUGCAGAGAGCACUCAUGGUAGCAGACCAGGACCAGAAGGAAGCGCUUGUUGAGCUAGUUAAACCCCAGCUCCAGAAUUUACGGAAAAUAUCUCACCACGGAAGGCAUCUUGUCGCUAGUAAGUGGCUUGAUUGUGACAUCCUUCCUCUCAACGAUGCUAACUAUUUGUAG
Molecule: messenger RNA, 1119 nt
Organism: Phanerochaete carnosa HHB-10118-sp
Lineage: Eukaryota; Fungi; Basidiomycota; Agaricomycetes; Polyporales; Phanerochaetaceae
Exons: 7
Coding region: 1-1119 (372 amino acids)
Biological process (GO): nuclear-transcribed mRNA catabolic process, deadenylation-dependent decay
Cellular component (GO): cytoplasm
Molecular function (GO): mRNA 3'-UTR binding
Source: RefSeq, a predicted model, not a curated record